This is a messenger RNA of Fusarium coffeatum, 729 nucleotides long. RefSeq lists its product as uncharacterized. The record is from RefSeq and is a predicted model, not a curated record. Bases 1 to 729 code for a protein of 242 amino acids. Gene Ontology annotation, cellular component: endoplasmic reticulum membrane; mannosyltransferase complex. NCBI's taxonomy places the organism in Eukaryota, Fungi, Ascomycota, Sordariomycetes, Hypocreales, Nectriaceae. Gene Ontology annotation, biological process: GPI anchor biosynthetic process. The transcript is spliced from 2 exons. Gene Ontology annotation, molecular function: mannosyltransferase activity.
AUGUUCUUUCUAUCGAGCUGUCGAGUCGCCUGCUUUCUGGUCCUGGCAGCGGUGUUCACUUCUGUCCUUGCCAAUGUUGAGAAGACAAUCUUUACGGCACCCGCACUACUACCCAUUCCUCAACAGAAGCCCUCACUAGCAGACCUCAGACUGCCUGUUCUUACACCAGACGCCUCAGAAAUCAGAACAAAUCUCAGUCGUGUGUUUCCAGCUAAAACAAAGGACUAUGCCUCCGGUGCAGCGACGUGGGUGCUCCUGGAUAACCUAAACCCAGACCAGCGAUAUGAGUUCCGAGUCUGCUGGGCAGCUAUUCAACCUACAGGGUUUGUCCUAGAUGUAUUUGAGCUGGAUACCGUAUGGGAAACUCCAGAGCUGAUCCAGUCAUUGGCGGGCUAUGCCUUCUCGCGCCAAGGUGAUGGGACUGAGCUGAACGAGGAGUCGCCUCAGCCAGGGGAGAAGGAGCGCAAAGCCUCGCUUCUUCUCCUACAGAUUAAAGCAUCUGCUGACUACUUCACCGACGACAAGUCUCUCAUGGAGAACCCUCCGCCUGUGCUUGUGGAUCUCAUUCUCGACCCUUAUCUGCUCAACGUCAUCCCUCGCUCUUUGGUUCCAACCGCUGGCUAUAUUGUGGUUGUCGCUGUAGCGUCCUGGUUCGUGUCCAGAUCCAUAGCUUCCAAGCUGAAAGCAGUCGCCAUCACAGCUGAUGACGCAGAUAAGAAAGAAAACUAG